Messenger RNA from Austrofundulus limnaeus, 1365 nucleotides. RefSeq names its product PMS1 protein homolog 1. Gene Ontology annotation, biological process: mismatch repair. Gene Ontology annotation, molecular function: ATP-dependent DNA damage sensor activity; ATP binding; ATP hydrolysis activity. The record is from RefSeq and is a predicted model, not a curated record. Lineage: Eukaryota; Metazoa; Chordata; Actinopteri; Cyprinodontiformes; Rivulidae. Gene Ontology annotation, cellular component: MutLalpha complex.
CGUGUAGCUUGGGGGCGGGAAAAAUAUCGUUUCCGGAUGCGGCGGCAAAGGUUGUAAACAGUUACAGGAGCGCUUUAAGCUAGUAUCAGGAGUCAUGAAGCAGCUGCCAGCAGACACCGUGAGGCUCCUGUCCAGCUCCCAGGUCAUCACUUCUGUUGUGAAUGUGGUGAAAGAACUGAUGGAGAACUCCCUGGACGCUGGCGCUUCAAGCAUCGACGUAAAGCUGGAGAACUUCGGCCUGGACCGGGUGGAGGUACGGGACAACGGUGACGGGAUCAGAGCCGAGGACGCUCCCGUGAUGGCCGUCAGACAUUUCACCUCGAAGAUCUGCAGCCACGACGAUCUGGAGCGUCUGGAAACGUACGGCUUCAGGGGGGAGGCGCUCGGAUCCAUCUGCGCCGUCGCCGAGGUGGCUGUCACCACAAAAACAGAAGAGGACGACAUCAGCACCCAGUACACGUUGGACCUCACAGGAGCUGUAGUGUCCCAGAAGCCGUCCCACGUAGGUCGAGGCACGACGGUGAGCGUGACGAAGCUGUUUAAGAACCUUCCGGUCAGACGACAGUACUACUCUUCCACAAAGAGGUGCAAGGAGGAGCUGAGGAAGGUGCAGGACCUGCUGAUGACCUACGCCGUCCUAAAACCUGAGCUCAGACUGAUGCUGGUCCACAACAAGGUGGUGGUUUGGCAGAAAGCCAAGAUGGCCGACGCCCGGAGCGCCCUCCUCGCCGUGCUGGGGUCCGGCCCCGUUGCUCACCUGCUCCCCUGUCACCAACGCCAGGAGCAACCAGAGAUUAUCUUGGACGGCUUCUUUCCGAAGCCCGGAGCCGAUUUCUCCUCUACGAGCUCCUCCACUCCUGAGAAGACCUUCGUAUUCAUCAACGAGCGACCCGUCCAGCAGAAGGAGAUCAUGAAGCUGCUGCGUCAGCAUUACUCGGCUCAGUACUCAGACGACUCAGCUCGACAUCGAUAUCCCACCGCCCUGCUCAGAAUCACCGUUCCUCCUUCCUCCGUGGACGUUAACGUGACUCCGGACAAAACGCAGGUUCUUCUCCACAACAAGGWGGCCGUGUUGACGGCGGUGGAGGCUCUGCUGGUUUCUCUUUACGGCUUCAGGUCCGGGUCGGACCCUCKGGCUGAGGAGCCCCGUCUAGAGGCCGACAACAAAGACGGGAGCGAUGAGACGUCUCACUCCACAGGAAGCGCCGACGUUUCUCUGGAGGCCUCAAACUGCAGCUCCUCGUCCUCCGCAGCCGACGACUGGAUCAUCAGCCGGAGUCCUGCGGCGCUCCCGCCUGACGGUCCUCCUCCACCGAGCGAAACGUCAACGAGUCCCGAAGCCUCAGAAACCAGCAGGAAGCCAAG